This is a messenger RNA of Mercenaria mercenaria, 978 nucleotides long. Its product is annotated as neuronal acetylcholine receptor subunit alpha-3-like. NCBI's taxonomy places the organism in Eukaryota, Metazoa, Mollusca, Bivalvia, Venerida, Veneridae. The transcript has a single exon. The record is from RefSeq and is a predicted model, not a curated record. Gene Ontology annotation, molecular function: extracellular ligand-gated monoatomic ion channel activity; neurotransmitter receptor activity; transmembrane signaling receptor activity. Gene Ontology annotation, biological process: chemical synaptic transmission; regulation of membrane potential; nervous system process. Gene Ontology annotation, cellular component: membrane; neuron projection; synapse. Bases 1 to 978 code for a protein of 325 amino acids.
AUGUCGUGGUUGGACGAGCAAUUAAGUUGGAAUCCUCGUGAUUAUGGUGGAAUCGACACCAUCUCCCUGCCAGAAGGACAAUACUGGACCCCAGAUCUGGAGAAGCCAUUUCAUGGAGCGUGCGGGGAUCGUGCUCAAGAUGAACUUUUUAAGAUCGAGAACGUUACAUUGACAUCUGAAGGGAAAAUUUUGCUAUCUGUGUAUAAACAGUUAGGAGCGCUAUGUAUUGUUGACAUGACAUAUUAUCCAUUUGAUAAACACACAUGUAUACACCAGUUUUAUUCGACCAAGUAUGCACACAAUGAGCUGGCAGUUAAUUUUUUGAAUGAAAUCAUCAUAGGAGAAAUUUACAAGGAAAAUCAAGAGUGGAAAGUGUCCAAAACAGAAUCGUAUGUUGUCAAUCUUACGUUAGAUCGAAUGUCUGUAGCGUACGCUUCGAAUCACAUAACAAUAGAGAGACGACCCAGUUUUAUACUAAUAAGUAAGUUUCUGCCAGCAGUUUUACUCAUGAUUUUGCAUCUUUCUGUUCCUCUAGUUCCUCCUGAUUCGGAAAGAUUAUCUUUUGCCACAACAACAUAUCUUGCAUUAUUGUUUAUAAAUAUAUCUUUUAUUUCUGACAUGCCGCGGAAUUCGAUAAAAAUCAUCAUGCUGUCUUACUUUUUGUUGGCUUCAAAUGCCAUUGCCACACUAGAAGUGAUUUGGAGUAUAUUCAUUGUCUGUUUAUCCAACACACCAACAAGUAAACGAAAAGUACCAAAAUUUCUACUCGGUCUGUUAGAGGUCAAAGACAAGGAAGUAACUCCGUUAAAAGAUGAGGAGAACGAUAUGGAUAAACCCGCGAAAACUGCAGACAAAUUGAAAGACAUUGGAUGGUAUGAGGUAUCAAGGUACCUGGACAAAGUGUACUUCAUAGUUUCUUUAUUUCUUGUGACCAUUAUGUUUGCAGUAAUGGUUUACAUUUUUAACGACAUGAAGUAA